Messenger RNA from Thermothelomyces thermophilus ATCC 42464, 3081 nucleotides. RefSeq lists its product as uncharacterized. The record is from RefSeq and is a predicted model, not a curated record. The coding region runs from base 1 to 3081 and encodes 1026 amino acids. Gene Ontology annotation, molecular function: sequence-specific DNA binding; zinc ion binding; DNA-binding transcription factor activity, RNA polymerase II-specific. NCBI's taxonomy places the organism in Eukaryota, Fungi, Ascomycota, Sordariomycetes, Sordariales, Chaetomiaceae. The transcript is spliced from 4 exons. Gene Ontology annotation, biological process: positive regulation of transcription by RNA polymerase II; DNA-templated transcription.
AUGCCGGCACCCGAAUCUCGCGAACCUCGGUCCCCGGACCUCCAGCCCUCCAAGCGCCCCCGCCAAUCAUCCCCCGAGAAAGACUCCCCGGCAUCUCUGCUCUCGGGCAAUGGCGGCGACGGCGACCUGGGCGAUGGUGGCACCUCCCCGGGCAGCGGUGAUGGUGCUGCUUCUGGUGCUGCCGCUGCUGCGGCAGCUGGAGCCGGGGCCAAGACCGGGCAAAGCAGCAGCUUCCGCAACGUAAGCGCGUGCAAUCGCUGCCGGCUGCGCAAGAACCGCUGCGAUCAGAAGCUCCCGAGCUGCGCUAGUUGUGAAAAGGCCGGUGUCGCUUGUGUCGGGUACGACCCAAUCACCAAGAGGGAAAUCCCCCGGAGCUACAUCUUCUACCUGGAAAAGCGGGUCGAGCAGCUCGAGGGGCUGCUGUCCGCUAAUGGUAUUGCUUUUCCUCCGGCGCAGGAUCUCGACUACUGCUCCAAGGGAGGGAACACAUCGGCCAGCGCCCAGUCGCCCGCCGAGGCUGGCCAGUCUAGUUACUUUGACGGAACCGAUGCCGCCAACGGCGGCGGCAGGGGGCAGAUGACUGGCGACAGCAACAACGGCAGCAACGGCAGUCACACCAAGCUGCAGCGGUUUGCUUCCAAGCCCGGCUCGUCUGACGGUGGCGCCGGUACUGGUCCCGGGGGCGUCGACAACCGCUACCUGGGCUCGACGUCCGGCAUAUCCUUUGCGCGCGUCGUGUUCGCCGCAGUGCAAUCGUCCGUCUCGGACCAAAAGUCAAAUUCAGAAAAGGGUGGCGUGCGGCCAUACAGACCUGCUCCAAGUGGCGGCGACAGCGGCGGUCCCCGCCCCGGCACGUCAAUGCGCGAUUCCUUCUUUGGCUUGCAUACCAAGCCGACCAUUCACCCGGCAACUUUCCCCGACAAGGAACUCGGGUUGCGGUUGGUCAGCCUGUAUUUUGAGCACGCAAACCCGCAGAUCCCGGUCCUUCAUAGGGGCGAGUUCAUGGACAUGUUCGAGCGGGCGUAUGCCGACGAGGCGGGGGGGCGGGGCCCCCGGGAGCUCUACAUGUUGAACAUGGUGUUUGCCAUAGGCGCCGGCAUCAUCGUGGGCGAUUCCAAGGGUGAGCUUCCGCAAGCCGAAUCGGAUGAUUCCCCGCCCGGAUCAAGGCAGUGCCAGCCGGAGGAGUACCACGCCAGCGCCAUUGUGCACCUCGAGGCCUGUCUUGGGAGCAGCGGCGGCCUGGAAGACUUGCAGGUGGUGCUGCUCCUGGCUAACUUUGCGCUGCUGAGGCCCGUCCCGCCCGGGCUGUGGUACAUCAUUGGCGUGGCCGUCAGGCUGGCGAUCGACCUGGGGUUGCACUACGAGGACAGCAAGGACCUUGAGGCCGGGCUGGGAGCCCCCGCGGCCGAGCAGAACGAGGCAAUGGCGAGAGAGAGGGGCAGGCGGGAGUACGUGCGCGAUUUGCGACGACGGCUGUGGUGGUGUACCUACUCGCUCGACCGCCUGGUCAGUCUCUGCGUGGGCCGGCCCUUCGGAAUCUCCGACCUGGUCAUCACGACCGAGUUCCCGUCCCUGCUGGAUGACCGGUUCAUCACGCCGGCCGGCAUCAUCCAGCCCCCGCCGGACCAGCGGCUGCCAAGCUACAAGCUCGUCGCCCAUCACUACUUCCGGCUCAGGCUGCUGCAAUCCGAGAUCCUGCAGGUCCUGCAGUAUCGGCAGGCUCGGAAUGCCUGGGCCGGCGGGCGCGACCACCAUAAUCCUUACAUGCAUACGGACCUGCCCUCGCCGUUUCUGUCCAGAUUCGACUCGUUCCGGUCGUGGCGAAUCGACAUCGACAGGAGGCUCUGGGAAUGGAAGAACUCGGCGCCAACCAAGGAAGAGACGGGAGUGGCCUUCGCGACUGACUUUCUAAAUCUCAACUACUGGCAGGCCAUCAUCAUGCUGUACAGGCAGAGCCUGAGCGUGCCCGCGGUGUUUGAGGGCGAGUAUGACACAACAAAGGAGGUGAAUAGUCCCGCUGUCUACAAUGCGGAGCUCCGCGAAGACGAGGACCGGGUGUAUCUCAAGGUCGCCGAGGCCGGACAGAAGAUCCUGCGGCUGUAUCGCCAGCUGCAUCUGGUGGGCCUGGUGAACCACACGUACCUGACGACCCACCACCUCUUCGUGGCGGGCAUAUCCUACCUGUACGCGAUCUGGCACUCUCCAAUCGUCAGGAGCCGACUCACCAUGGAUGAGGUGGAUUUCACCGUCCUCGCCGCAACCUCCGUCUUUACGGACUUUAUUGAUAAAUGUCCGCCCGCCGAGGCGUGCCGCGACGCGUUUGAACGUACGGUCAAGGCCACCUUGAAGAUGGUCAACGCCUCCGGCGGCUUUGGCCAACAUUACCAGCCGAGCCAUGCCAGUGUAGCUUACGGUUCGGGGAGCGACUUUAGCCGCAGCCGUGCCGGCUGGGGCACAGGAAGCGCCCCCGGCUCCGUAUUAAGCAGGUCCCAGGAGCAACACUACCAGCACACGCGCCCUUUAGACCAACCAGCGACCGUCACGUCGGACACAUUUUCCAAUCAUUAUCCCUCCGUGAUAUCUGCUUUUCAGAAAGGCGCGCAGUACCGCGUCCCCGGCGGCACGACCACCAUCAAGCCCGAACCUGACAGCCUCUCCCAGAUGCGCAACCUCUCGAUCCCGCCACCUCCGGAAGCAGCAUCCACAAUCGACCAACGGAUGACGCCAUCCCCUUCAGCACUGCAACAACAGCAAGGCCGUCCUUCCCCUCCAUCGCUGCCACAGCUCAGCUCGCCGCUGGCCGAGAUAGUAGGUGCACAAGGCCAGGCGUCAGCUGGCGGAUUUUUGUCCCCACAACAACAGACGCUACGUCAACAGCAACAACAACAACAGCAGCAGCAGCAGAUUAGCCCCAGAGCAGUCUUGGACGGCGUGGAUCUCAGCGGGCUGGCUGAUACACAGAUGGACCUCGGCUUCGGGCUGGGCUGGGAAGGGCUGCAUCACGAUUUUACCGACGGGCAGCAGGUGGACCUGUUUGAUGGCUUCUUCUUUGGUGGAGGGAGCGGCGGCGGCGGCGGAUGA